AUGGCGAAAAGCCACUCGAUGGAGGCGGGCAGUUCGAAGGAAUCCAAGCUGCGACCGCCACAAAAGAUAACGCUACUCCGGGGAAGUCCCUCGAGGGAAGAGGUGACCCUAGAAGAGGUGGAGAAGCAGCGGGAGGAGCACGAGAAUGUAGAGGAGCCCCCAAUGCUUGAGGAGAACAUCAAGAAACAGAUCGCCAUCACACAACCCACCUUCCGCCACGCGCACACAUCCAUUGUUCUACGGGACCCCACCUCGACCACGUCGACGAUAUUGGCUGUUGAGGAGACCAUCAUCCUCCCCUUACCGGAAAUGACGAAACCUACCGAUCUUGCUGUCGAGCCGCAACCGAUUCGGCGAGAAUUUAGCGGGCUCGCCGGCUCCCCGGACGAUAGAGCCGAGGCUGAGGCUGACAUUGCACAAGCACGGGAUAACGAUGAGCUCCAGAGGGAUCUGUUGGAUGAGCAGGAGGAUGAGAUCCCGAUGGACAUCGGAAUGAGCCCAGGGGGCCCGUUGACCCCCGACGUCGCCCAGACGCCGAUGAGCGAAACCUCCACCCUGUACCUACAACCUAUCGGACAACCGGAAGUCGAGCCGCUACGACUGAAGCGAGGCCAACCACGCACCGAAUCGAUCGCCUCCAGCGGCCCAUCCGUCCUUGACCUUGUUGCCGUCGACGGGAAACCAGAAGGACCGCUUCACCUCCAGAAAAUUCGCCCCACGACGGCCGUGGAAAAGGCGCGCGACGAUGAUAUUGCCAAGAUCUUCAAGCAGGUCGCUGCGUUUUUCCCAACCCAAAACCCAGUCGAUCGUCGGCUCCGAGGCUUCAACGCUGUACCUACUCCCCUUGGCGAUGACGAGGGCACGGAACCGCUUCGGCUGAAGAAGCUGCACCCCGACGGCACCGAGACGCUUGCCGAUACGCCUGGGGAUGUGCAGAAGAUGUUGAAGGACGUGGCGCUGUUUUGCAGGAACCAACCUCGCACCGGGUCAAUCUGCCUCUCAGAUGCCUCCUCCAUCCAUCUCCUUCCAAUCGGAGCCCCAGCUGAUGAGGCGAUCACGAUCAAAAAGAUUCGCGACCCAUCGGCACCAAAAGCUCUGCCACCAGCACCGGAAGUUUUGAAAGAGGAAGAGGAGCGUGAUGUACUCAAGGAAAUUGCCGUGUUUUGUUGGGCCCAGCCCCGCCGCGAUUCGAUUGGCGGAAGUUCGGUCUCCUCACUGUGCCUAAUGCCAAUCGGUGGCGGCGACAAAGUACAUCUGAAAAAGCUGCACCCAGAGGAGAGUCCAAUGCGCGAGCUGGCCAGCCCUGACGACGUUGGACGAAUCUUCCAGGGUAUUGCCGCCUGUUGCCUGGAUGCACCCCGUACCGAUUCGAUAGCUGUCAGUGAGGUUUCGUCGCUCUACCUGGCCCCGCUGAACGGUGAAUCAACGGAAGCGCUCCAUCUGAAGAAGCUGACCUCAGAACAGCUCGAAGAGUUGCAGCGACGUGCUGUGGAAAGUCCCGUAGUCGCAAAAAGGCUUCAAGAGCUGACCCGGGGUCCUGAGAGCGAGAAAAAGCGCAGCGAGUUUAUGAGAAUGUGCUUGGAUCAACCGGAAGUGGAGUCGCUGCUCCUCAGCGAAACCUCGACACUCCUCCUCCAACCGCUGGAAGAUCCUGAGGGCGAGCUAACCAUCGACACGACCCCAAUGAGUGAGGCCUCAACGCUCCUCUACACGAACGUCGGCCGUGAGCACGAAGAGGCCAACAUGCUCCGGCUGCGAAAAGUGCGGGAUGCUCUCGAAAAGCACAUCGAAGAGAAACGAAAAGCUAGCGAUAAAAAGACCCAGGACCCGAUGCUCCACAGCGAGACCUCCACGCUGAUGUUGGUGCCGAUUGAUGAUGAACAGGCAGAGCCGUUGAGGCUGAAGAAAAUCCGGAAUCUGAAAUCGGAACCGGCGUUGAGGCAGCAGGCUGAGGAGGCGAUGGACGAGGCCCAGGUCAUCUCACCCUGCAGCAGCAAUGGCCCGUUGAGCACCGACAGCAAUCGGGAGAACGUCGAGCCGCUUGAGAAAAGGGUCGGUUUUUGGGUAGAAUCGCAACCGCCAGUGUUCCACGUGCCGGCCCCUCCAAAGGAACGGAUUAUGGUAGAGCACCGUGGGACCUCACCCCUCAAGAAACGAACCGAGACCCAGCAACAACCCAUCCCUGUUGAACAACCCCGAAAAUCAACCGGGAAGCUCCACCAAAGUGCCUCGAUGCGAGAGCCGCCCGUCGCCAAGCAGGAAGCCCCGAAGAAGGCCCCGCGAACGCCCCUCACCGCCCGCUCGCUGAAGAACUUCCUGCUCAAGAAGGACAAGCACAAGGUCAACAAGGUUCCCCUGCCCACCUCCGUGACGAUGCCACUAUCCCCACGCCAAAACCUGCACCUACGUCUUCGCCAAGACGCGCCGUUGGCCGAAAGUGAAAGCACCGUCAUCGAAAAUUCGCCGCACGUCGAGCUGCCCCCGCUCGGCUUCAAGCAGUGGAGCCAGAGCCCACGGGGGAGGAGAAGGGCCAGCGACCGUCCGCCGAGCCGCUUGGCGCUGCUCGACAAAAAUGGGAAUAUGCGAGGGCAGGCGAGGGACGUGUCGAACACUUCCGUGCGCUCCACGCAAGAACCCGGGCUGAUCGACGACGAGAUUCGUGAUCAGCCUAUGCUCGUAGGCGACUCGUUCUCCACGUCGACCAGCUUGGACCAGAUCGCCGGGCUGGCGAUGGUCAGAUCUUCCUUCGAACCCGACGUCAGCACCAUCAUGUCCAUCGACCGCAGCACUAUCGAUGAUCAAAACAACGACAAUCUGAGUACCAUCUACUCGCCCGGCGGCAACCACAAGCAGAUCGAGGCCAGCCUUGCCGAGGUCGAGGCCAUGCGGGCCCAGCUGAUGGCCCUGCAAUCCGCCUUGGCCCAAACGCCCGAAUCCCCGCCCCAAAAUAAAGGCCAAAUCGGGUGCUGCGAGCUGGCCCGCGAAAACGACGUGCUCCGCCGGCAGCUCAGCGAAAAGGACCGCCUCAUCUCACAACUCCGCGAGCAGCUCGCCAUCACCAAGCUGACCCAU
Molecule: messenger RNA, 3072 nt
Organism: Mesorhabditis spiculigera
Lineage: Eukaryota; Metazoa; Nematoda; Chromadorea; Rhabditida; Rhabditidae
Source: the annotation of a GenBank genome assembly